Molecule: messenger RNA, 1110 nt
Organism: Amoebophrya sp. A120
Lineage: Eukaryota; Dinophyceae; Syndiniales; Amoebophryaceae
Source: the annotation of a GenBank genome assembly
CCAUGUCGAGGGCUCGAUUUCUGUUCCGGACCCGAACGGCUGUCCGGCGGGCUCCGUCGCGUUGAAGUACCGCGGCCGCUACAAGGGCGUGGCAAUCGGCGGCUGUGGCAUGUUCGGUUGUAACGCCCGUUACGACUAUCCCACGAUUGAAAGUUGCUACGAGGCCUGCGCCCAAACGCCGAGGUGCAAAAGCUUCGAAUGGGCACCGUUGAACGGAGACAGAAACCACGUGGACAAAAAAGUAUAUCUUGUUGCAAUCAGCUCAGUCACUUGGCCUUAUUUACUCACUGAGCAGUUGUUGACCUCUCGACUGUGACCUCCUGAAAUGCUCAGCAAAAUGCUGCGCCAGCAUCAAACGCUUUGGCUUUAUACGAGAGGUCAAAGUGGAAAAAUUUAAUUUCCGAUGAGUGACAAGCUCCAGCUGUAGAACCAGAUUAAGUAUCUGACUCGAUAAGUAUGCAUCUCGAUAUUUGACAGGUGUGUGGAAUGUGGCCGCACGCGAACCCGAACAGCUUGUGGCCGGGCGGCGACGGGCAGUAUCACAUGAUCCUUUGCAAGAUGGGCGCUUCUCCGAUUGGUUCCGGUACCGUGAGCUCCAUUCAACUGAAAGGGCGUUUAGGGCAGGAGAAGGUUCGCAUCAACGCGCGGGACAGCAAAGUAGAGUACCGGCUGGCGAAGGGCGACAAGUCGUACGACCUGCCCACGCCGGUGAACGAGUAUCAUGAGAAAAAAGUGUAUACAGUUACACAUUUGUUGGAGUUUCUGCAUCACAAAUUUUCCCUGUUUGGCACAGAAAACUUGUAGUGCGAAGAUCAUAAGGGAAAACAGGAAGGAAACGAGGCUCCCAAGCAUUUCCUGCAUGAGAAAGGUUGUCUGUGUUGCCGGUCUUGCAACACAAUGCGCAACUGUAACACUUUUUUGUUGCGAUAACGAGGGCGAGGAGUUUAGUAUCGAGUUUCUGAACGACAAUGGCCCCAGGGACGUGUUUGUAACCGAGGCGGACAAGUUUCUGAUUCGCACGGGCAAGCGCUCCUGGCCCUCGUGCCCCACAUUCACGGCAAUUUUCCGGGGCGGUCGGUGCGACUUGGUGCGCAAAGGCGUAUUCGCCUG